This is a messenger RNA of Filobasidium floriforme, 2493 nucleotides long. RefSeq lists its product as uncharacterized. Lineage: Eukaryota; Fungi; Basidiomycota; Tremellomycetes; Filobasidiales; Filobasidiaceae. The transcript has 5 exons. Gene Ontology annotation, biological process: unsaturated fatty acid biosynthetic process. Gene Ontology annotation, molecular function: heme binding; iron ion binding; stearoyl-CoA 9-desaturase activity. Bases 296 to 2023 code for a protein of 575 amino acids. Gene Ontology annotation, cellular component: endoplasmic reticulum membrane. The record is from RefSeq and is a predicted model, not a curated record.
UCUCUCUCGCAAUUCUCACCUCCCCACACGACCAUCGCUUCCUGACCUACCCUCGCCCUUAUAAUCUCGUCGACCACUCCAGGAUAACCGUGGCGAAUCUCAUCCCGUCGUCCUCUCCUUCUCUUUUCAAGGAAACUACUUGAUCGUCUUUUCCCCGUAAUCCCCCUUCAUCAACCUCACCCUCCUAUCCACGAACUAGUAUCCAUCAAGAAAAUCUUAUCACACGCACAGUCCCCCCAUCCACCCACCCCUUAUCGAAUCUUCACUUGCCAUCACCACCAACACAUCUGUCAAGAUGGCCGACACUGCUUUCGCAGCCAUGCACCGAAAGGCGCCUACCAAUCCCGUCCCCAUCCCUCAGGAGGAGAAGAGUGAGACCAAGCUCGGCGUAAAGCCUCUUGAGCCUACGGACAUCCCUUCGGAUCUCGACGUCCCCGACAACUAUGUUACCAGGACGAUCGAGACCCAGAAGCGUCUGCCUCCUGUUACGAUGGCCAACUGGCACAAGAAUAUCCAAUGGGUGUCCUUCUUGGCCUUGACCGUCACCCCCGCCUUGACCAUUUACGGUCUGUUCAACGUCAAAUGGAACACGUACACCGCCAUCUGGUCGGUCGUGUACUACUUUGUCACCGGUCUCGGAAUCACCGCCGGAUACCACCGACUGUGGGCUCACCGAUCUUACACCGCUUCGCGUCCUCUCGAAUACAUCCUCGCCUGUGCGGGAGCCGGAGCCGUCCAGGGUUCCAUCAAAUGGUGGUCCCGAGGUCACCGAGCACACCACCGUUACACCGACACCAGCCUCGACCCUUACUCGGCCCACGAAGGGUUCUGGUGGGCACACGUCGGUUGGAUGAUCUUCAAGCCUAGGACCAAGAUUGGUGUCGCCGACAUUUCCGACUUGACCCGAAGCAAGGUCGUCAGGUGGCAGCACAACAACUACUUGUCGCUUCUGUUGGUCAUGGGAUUGUUCUUCCCCAUGGGUGUUGCCGGUCUCGGUUGGGGCGACUGGAAGGGAGGUUUCUUCUUUGCCGGUGCUGCCAGGUUGUUGUUUGUUCACCACUCCACCUUCUGUGUCAACUCGUUGGCUCAUUGGCUCGGAGAGCACACUUUCGACGACAAGCACACCCCUCGUGACCAUUUCAUCACCGCUUUGGUUACUAUCGGCGAGGGAUACCACAACUUCCACCACCAAUUCCCCAUGGACUACCGUAACGCCAUCAAGUGGAACCAGUACGACCCCACCAAGUGGUUUAUUGCCACCGCGCAGUUGCUCGGUCUUGCUUCGCACUUGAAAAAGUUCCCAGACAACGAGAUCAAGAAGGGAAUCUACACCAUGCAGUUGCAGAAGCUUGCGCAGGCCGGUGAGGUCAUCGAAUGGCCCACCGACUCGAACCACUUGCCGGUCGUCAGCUGGGACGACUUUGUCGACGAGUCCAAGAACAGAGCUUUGAUCGCCGUCCACGGGUUCAUCCACGACGUCUCGUCGUUCAUGGACGACCACCCCGGUGGUCAGCACGCUCUCAAGAAGUUUAUCGGCAAGGACGCCACGACCGCUUUCUACGGAGGUGUCUACGACCACAGUCACGCUGCGCAAAACUUGUUGGCCAUGAUGCGAGUCGGAUGCCUCGAGGGUGGUAUGGAGGUCGAGCACUUGAAGCAAAAGGUCAGGGAGCGAUCGCUCUCGGGCUCGUCUGCCAACUCGGCCUUUUCUUCCAACGAGGACGUCGCAUCGCUUGCCUCGUACUCUUCUGGCCGACUAUCUGACGGAGAGUUGAGCGACGUCGACUUCCUGCAAGACCUGCCGAAGAAGGAAAAGCCCAAGCACCAGCCUGGGUGUUACGUACCCGACAAGUUUACACUGGCCAUCCCUCCUAGCGAAGAGUUCAAGAUCAUCAGGAGUGCACCCCGACUACGAAAGACGGGAGGUGGCCACGGGUCGAUGGCUUCGAUGACGAGCUUGGAGGAUGUCUCGCGGGCAGACAAGAUCGGCGACGUAGCACCCCUGGUCGCUGCGGCGGCCUAGGCGCUUGUUCGAGGACUUGUCUUUUGUGUUCUUUUACGGUAGAUGCGACGACGGCUCGGAGCAGGAGGGAGGAAUAGACACCCCUCGUGUCUUCUCGAGAUCCGCCAGCGAAUAUGGCUCUUUUUCUCUUCUUUAUAACGACGAUCAAGCACGACGGCUACAACAAACAGCCACCCACACAAACUAAAACCAACCAUCGCCCGGUCCCCAAAUACAAGACCGACGAUACCAUACGUUCACUAUCGGACCCACUCUCCCUGCUCUCGCGAAUUGCUGCAACGUAGACGUAGACUGAAAUGAAAUACCAAUGUCUAUCGCACGUCUGACUGAAAUGUUACCGUUCGGAAAUCUACGGACCAUGUUCACGAGUGCAAGUGACGAUCCCGUGUGCAACUAUUGCAAGGCGCAGGGGGGCGGCUGAGCGUUCCAGCGGUACUGACGAUGAUCGCGAUGUCUUGCCUUCCCCACGU